AUGUCGUCGUUAGGAACUCCGGCACGUAGAGCCAUCUGCUUGCUAGCUGCUGUGUCCAUCGUCCUUAGCACGGUCAGUCUCCGUUGCGAUGCCAGCAGGUCCUCCGCCGAUUUCUCACCUGACGAUGAUGACUAUGGACACGACGAGAACGGCGGCAACUCAUCCUCCUCCUCCUUCUCGUUCACCUUCCAGCCGGAGACGAGUUCACCCGGUCUGGUCUUCGGGUUCUACGACGAGACAUGCCCGGACGCCGAGGACAUCAUCUCGUCCACGAUGCGCAAGCUCUACCACUCCGACCCCAACGUCGCCGCUGCGCUCGUCCGCCUCUUCUUCCACGACUGCUUCAUCCACGGCUGCGACGCCUCGGUGCUGCUGGACGUCGUCGACGGCGGCCGGAAAUCAGAGCGCGACGCCGGGCCAAACCAGUCGCUACGAGGCAUGAGCGCCAUCGAGGAGAUCAAGCGGAGAGUGGAGGCAGCGUGUCCAAGAACCGUCUCCUGCGCGGACAUCCUGGCGCUCGCCGCGCGAGACAGCGUCGUCCUCGUCGGCGGACCAACCUACCCGGUCCUCACGGGCCGCCGCGACAGCGCGCAGAGCUUCUACCACGACGCCGCCGCCGGCGGCAUCCCGUCGCCGAACGCCACGUACGGCAUGACGCUGGCAGCGUUCGCGCGGCACGGGCGGGAGUUCACGGAGCGGGAGACCGUCGCGCUGUUAGGAGCGCACAGCAUCGGGAAGGUGCGGUGCAGGUUCUUCGCCGACAGGAUCUGGAACUUCGCCGGCACCGGCGCGCCUGACGACUCCAUUGAUCCGGACAUGGUCGGCGAGAUGCGCGCGGUGUGCGGCGGCAGCGGCGGCGAUGAUGGCGAUGGCGACGACGACGGUGCGGCGGCGAUGGAGAUGGGGUAUUACAGGCAGGGACGGGAGGUGGGAUUCGGCGCGCACUACUACGCGAGGUUGUUGGAAGGCCGCGGCAUCCUGCGCGCCGACCAGCAGCUCACCGCCGGGAGCACCGUGCGGUGGGUGCGCGUGUACGCGUCUGGAGCGCGUGGGGAGGAGGUGUUCCGUGAGGACUUUGCGCACGCCAUGGUUAAGCUGUCGGGGCUCGCGCCACUCACGGGGUCAGCUGGGCAGAUACGGAUUAGCUGCUCCAAACCUGUUGUCCAUGAUAACUGA
Messenger RNA from Sorghum bicolor (sorghum), 1176 nucleotides. Its product is annotated as putative Peroxidase 48. Gene Ontology annotation, cellular component: plant-type cell wall; plasmodesma. Gene Ontology annotation, molecular function: heme binding; peroxidase activity. Gene Ontology annotation, biological process: response to oxidative stress; hydrogen peroxide catabolic process. Bases 1 to 1176 code for a protein of 391 amino acids. The transcript has 2 exons. NCBI's taxonomy places the organism in Eukaryota, Viridiplantae, Streptophyta, Magnoliopsida, Poales, Poaceae. The record is from RefSeq and is a predicted model, not a curated record.